This is a messenger RNA of Saprolegnia diclina VS20, 943 nucleotides long. RefSeq lists its product as hypothetical. The transcript has a single exon. NCBI's taxonomy places the organism in Eukaryota, Oomycota, Saprolegniomycetes, Saprolegniales, Saprolegniaceae. The record is from RefSeq and is a predicted model, not a curated record. Bases 43 to 819 code for a protein of 258 amino acids.
CGUAUUUAACCUGUCUCGACCAUCUCUAUUUCUGCUGGCGCCAUGCAGAGCACCGACCAGUCGGCCGUCCGCUCGGACGACGAGAACGACGCCUCCACCGACCGUCAUGACGUCGCAGUCGAAGCUGCACCCAGGACGACGUGGUGGGCGCACAAGGACGACCUCAUCUUGCUCACGCAGGCCAACACUGAUCGCCCAUUCUUGGCCGAGAGGGGCCUCAUGGCGGCCUGGGAUGCCACCGCGGCCAGCAUCAGCCAGGCUCCGGACUUCGGACGACCAGGCGUCAACGGCAAGAAAGCGUCCAGUCGCUUCUUCAAGCUCAUCGAGGCCCACCGGCUGUACAUGAAGCAGGCGAAAUACGCAUCCGGCGAGAACGACACGCCCAAGAUUAGGCUUCUGGACGAGAUUGUCAGGCGCAUCGACGACCACAACAAGGCAAAGGCCAAGGAAAUCAUGACCAAGAAGACACCAAGAAGCGAGCCCGACGAACCGGCGCGUCUUGUUCGAGAGCCAGCGCCAGCGCCAGCUCCAGUAGCCCGCGGCCCCAAGCGACCUCGGACCAGCAUCGCAGCAUCCGACGACGACGACGACAAUCCAGUGCCAAGCCGCAAGACGACGGACGCGGAGUUUCAGCUGCGCGUCAUGGAACUGGAGCUCGAGCGCGAGCGCAUCGCGUUGGAGAAGUCAAAGCUCCAGAUGCAAGCCGACCAAAGCGACAAAGAUCGCGCGGAACGAGCAGCCAUUCGGGAGAUGGAGGCGAAGCGCCAUUCCGACAUGAUGGCUUUGACCAAAGCGAUCCUUGACCAAAUACAAGCAUGAACGAACUAAGCUUAGGCGCUGGUCUCCGAACGUCCACUUCAACUCGAGUUGCCUCAAUUUUCAAAAAUGCAGGCGUCGGACCGUACGGAUAAAAUUUAUCCGGUAGCCUCCGUAGUUGGCCCAA